UGAACAUCUCUCGUGAUUUUCAAAAAUAAAAUCUUAUCUUCAAAAUGGAAUACGCCACACGCACUCAACACUACCAAAAAGUAAAAAAACCCUUACUUGAGCGACAACGCCGUGCAAGGAUUAACAAGUGCUUAGAUUCCCUUAAGCAGUUAGUAGCUGAAUUUCAAAGUGAUGAUUCUAUUUUGAGAAUGGAUAAAGCGGAAAUGCUCGAAACAACUAUUGCCUUUAUGAGGCAUAGCAAAGCGGUUGGCAGACAACAAUCGACACAAGUGCCAGUUGACAGUUUUCGCCACGGUUAUAUGAAUGCUGUGAAUGAAGUGUCUCGUGUCCUAGCUUCAACACCUGGAGUAACUGUUGAAUUUGGAAAAUCUGUUAUGACACAUUUAGGAUGUCAGUUUAAUCGUCUUGAAGGAUUACAUCAGCAACAACAAACAAUAAUUACCUGUGAAGAAUCUCUACAUCAAAGGUCAAUGAACGAGGUGAUUAAUAACAGUUCAUCGAUACCAUCAUCGCCACCAAUGAGCCCUGCAUCUUCUGGAUACCACAGCGAUAUGGAUAGCCCUGAACAACAUUAUCAUUAUCAAGUACCUGUUAAUGUUCCAGUUCCAACUGUCUGGCGCCCUUGGUAAACUCUAUAAGAUCAUUGAACCUAAACAGAGUUCGCGCUCUCUUUAAAAAAGAAAGUGGGGAUGUUUUCUUUUUAAAGUGAAAUGAGAACAACCACCAUUACCGAAACUGUGAUAUCGAUGGAUGUGAUUUAAGUAUACCAACUUAAAAAAAUUAUAAAAUAUUUAUAAACUAAAAAAAAAAUCUAUAAACAAAUACAAAAUAUAUUAUCUAUAUGAAAAGAAUACAUAAAUGAACUGAUUCUA
Molecule: messenger RNA, 872 nt
Organism: Eupeodes corollae
Lineage: Eukaryota; Metazoa; Arthropoda; Insecta; Diptera; Syrphidae
Gene: E(spl)m8-HLH
Product: enhancer of split m8 protein
Exons: 1
Coding region: 45-629 (194 amino acids)
Biological process (GO): anterior/posterior pattern specification; regulation of neurogenesis; regulation of transcription by RNA polymerase II
Cellular component (GO): nucleus
Molecular function (GO): RNA polymerase II cis-regulatory region sequence-specific DNA binding; DNA-binding transcription factor activity, RNA polymerase II-specific; protein dimerization activity
Source: RefSeq, a predicted model, not a curated record